Molecule: messenger RNA, 6582 nt
Organism: Acanthochromis polyacanthus (spiny chromis)
Lineage: Eukaryota; Metazoa; Chordata; Actinopteri; Pomacentridae
Gene: purab
Product: purine-rich element binding protein Ab
Exons: 1
Coding region: 108-953 (281 amino acids)
Biological process (GO): regulation of transcription by RNA polymerase II
Cellular component (GO): nucleus
Molecular function (GO): RNA polymerase II transcription regulatory region sequence-specific DNA binding; purine-rich negative regulatory element binding; DNA-binding transcription factor activity, RNA polymerase II-specific
Source: RefSeq, a predicted model, not a curated record
UUUUUCAUCCUCUCCUCUCGCGAUAGAGCGGCGGAGCGGUUUGACGGGCAGUCGAGGUUGCAGCAGGCAGAGGGAGACGGUGGAAGGUAAAGCAGGGAGGCAGCAUCAUGGCGGACAGAGACAGUGGCAGUGACCACGGAGGGCCCACCGCAGGCCCCGGCUCGCUGCCUCCGGGCGCGAUGGGCGCCAUGUCCCGGCUGCAGCACGACACCGAGGAGCUCGCCUCCAAGCGCGUCGACAUCCAGAACAAGCGCUUCUACCUUGACGUGAAGCAGAACGUUAAAGGCCGCUUCCUAAAGAUAGCCGAGGUCGGGGCUGGGGGAAACAAGAGCCGCCUCACUCUCUCCAUGUCUGUCGCCGUGGAGUUCCGCGAUUAUCUCGGGGACUUUAUCGAACAUUACGCCCAGCUGGGCCCGACCAACCCGGACAUUGUGCAGGAUGAGCCCCGGCGGGCGCUCAAGAGCGAAUUCCUGGUGCGGGAGAAUCGGAAAUAUUACAUGGAUCUGAAAGAGAACCAGAGGGGGCGGUUCCUGAGGAUUCGACAGACCGUUAAUCGGGGGCCCGGAUUGGGAAGCGCGCAAGGCCAGACCAUCGCUCUGCCGGCGCAGGGGCUCAUCGAGUUCCGCGACGCUUUGGCCAAACUCAUCGACGACUACGGCGUGGACGAGGAGCCGGCGGAGCUCCCGGAGGGCACCUCGCUGACGGUCGACAACAAGCGCUUCUUCUUCGACGUGGGCUCCAAUAAGUACGGGGUCUUCAUGCGGGUUAGCGAGGUGAAGCCCACAUACCGGAACUCCAUUACGGUCCCCUGCAAAGUGUGGUCCAAAUUCGGCAACACCUUCUGUAAAUACGCGGAGGAGAUGAGGAAGAUCCAGGAGAGGAGUCGAGAGAAGCGGGCCUCCGAACUGCUACCUGAGGGCCCGCACGGCGGAGAUGACGGCGACGAUGACUGACGCGGAUGUUGGGACAAGCUGAGACGAAACAACCGAGACGAAGCUGAACUCUGAGAGAAAACCAGACUUUUAACUGUAAAAUAGAAAGAGAAAUUCCAAGGGAAUCACCCCACACACACAACCUCCACAGACAUGACAGCUGCUCUGCUGUCUCCUCGCUCAUUUGACUGGAUGUCACCCCACUUACCACCCAUGUAACAGUAAGCCGCUGCUAUCAAGGAUUGAACUGUAAGAUAUGAACUGUUUCCUACUUGAUUUAAAUGACAAUGAACAGAGUGUUUAUAUCUCUAUCAAUGACAGAUUUUGCACACAUCAAAGCUAUUUCGAGAGAAAAAAAAUGUUUAAAUGUUUUCAGACUGGUAAUAUACUAAGAUUUAAUCAAAAUAAAACCAGAGGUCUAUUAUAUAAAAUGACAGUCUUCAUGUAGAACGAAUAUUUGACAUCAGCACAAAGAGAAUAUAUUAUGGACUUUAUGAAACCAAAAUCUGAUACCAGAUGUAGGCCUAUAGUUUAUUAUAAAGGUACGCAGAAUAAAUAUGAAAGCGCUCUAAAAGUGUAUGAACGCAGCACUACAGGCCUGUAAACUCCUGUCAGCAUGCGUGUAGGCUCGUGUUUUGAAAAGAAGUUGGCAAAGUAGGCUAGAGUCUUUAAUUUGACCUGAAACGUAGUCGGCUACCGAAAGCAUUUCUGUCAUGCCAUUAUGGAAAGGUUGAGACUCAAAACUAAAAAGCCUAUUUUGUGCGCCUCAAACAAGCGGGAUAGUCUGAAGCUAUCUCUGAGCUACUCUAUUGAAUAUCAACCCUCUUGCACCAUGUCCAUAUAAACUUAAAUGAAAAAAGUGCUAACUUAGAUGUACUAAUUAUGAUUUUGUGAAUCAGCUGUAAAAAAAAAUCCUUAUUAAGAUACCCACGUUUUCUGUGGGUUAAGUUUUUUCUUUGUUACUUUGUUGUUUUUUCCUCUGGGGGGGUGGGGGAUGCUAAAGGAUGAGGUCCACCUGUGGGGGCGCCAGGCGCGGAAACAAACUAAAAAAGACGCGUCAGCGCAGCGCGCGGUGAGGUAACGCAUCCUCUCUGACGUCAUUACGACCCGUGCCUUAUACACUCCACUCGUUUACGUGUUCUCACGUGGAUGGUCUGUGACCUCGACCGCUGUACGUUUUCAUUUACGAGUGCUGUUAUGUAGGCAGAAAUAUAUACUCACCAGGGCUGUGGGUUCACGCCCUGCAGUGCAUGGAGCAUGCGUGGCAACACCAAAAGUACGCUGAAAGGCUGCUGGGAGCUUGAGGGGGGCGAUGGUGGGGGCGUCUAGAAGGUGCUGGGGGGCCGUGGGGCCGGACAGCGUUACAGCAGCCUGGACCCUGAAUCCCCAGCAGCUCCCCUGGCUGGUCGUCCUCCCACAGAGCGACUGUGUCUCUCUGGAGUCAGACCCAGGACUGACUGUGAGCAUGGAGGAUGUUACUGGUGGCUUUGCACACCAUAUGCACCAUGAUGUUGAAAAAACAAAAACAAAAAAAAACAGCAGCAACAAAAAAAACUGAAUCAGGAGCGGCUGGUUGAGGUUAUUCGUCAGAGCAGAGAUGGAAGCUGUUCCAGAGCCAGGCAGCCAGCCGGCCGGCCCCAUGCAGUCAGUCUGAGUGCAGUCCAGUGGAUGUAGAGGCCCGUCGAUGCAGGGCCGAGGCAGUGUCUAUCUCUAUUUAUGGUGCUACAGCCCCUCGAUCGCUCCUUGGGGGCCUCGCCGCUCAGAAUAUGUCACUUUUGCAUUAUUGUUAUUCUGAUGCUCUUUUUUCUUUAUCCUCCACGUUAUGUUGUCCGAAGCGUGUCAGGUUUCUCCCUCCCAGCCAGAGACGAAGCCACUGACGAGUGGAGGACGUUUCAUAUUAGUGUGCAAUAUUGUGUACGUGCCAAUCGUGGCAUUGUAUCACGUGUACAGACUAUUAAAAAGACGAAAAAAUGUAUAGGCUAUGUGAUCAGUAGAUGUUUGAAAGCAUGACAACGAGGCUGAUGCAUCUGCAUUAUAUUUUCCGAAAUGUGAAGACUUUCUUCUCAAGCACUUGCUCUCCAAGUGAAAAAAGUCAAACUAGUAGUAAGGUAUCUUUUUUCCUGUCAUUCUGUAAAACCAGUAGGCUGCCUUGUCCGUCUUUCAGUGCGCGUAGACUAGUUCGGGUGUUGUACGUCCCCCUGCGGAGUCACCCCAGAGAAAAACCCUUCCCUCCCCUGCAGACACAACACAGUCGACAGCCUCCGACUGUCUCCAUGUCAGUCCUCAGCUGUGGCCUACACUGAAGCUCAACAGUAUCUUGGUGCUUGAGUCCAAAGGUGGCUGACAAACACACACACACUCAUACAGUCUCCCCCUGUCGAGGCCUCUUGUUGCUAUCUGAGUGUUUGGGAGGCCUCUAAAGUAUUCUGAAUGGUGUCGAGAGCUGCACAAGGCCUCCUGUCAUUAGAAGCCAGGAACCUUGUGUGUUUGGAGCCUGAGUGCGACCGCUUCUCUCGCCUGGGACCGUCGAUCGUCAGACAGGUGAACUGCGAUUUGGCUUUUUUGUUUGUGGUUUCACUUGAGCCGGGCGAUAGCGAUCCGCUGCAGCAGAGCCAAAGGACAGAGGAGUUUGUUGUUGUUUUUACAAUGAGGAUCAAAAUCCUUCUCUCUGGUGUGGGCUGAUCUCAGAUCUACUUCUCUUUCCCAGCUCGGGCUUCAAAGCAUAGAAAAAGGCCCUGACUCACUGUCUGUGUAUGCGUCACUUUGGAUACACGGUCCAUCCUUUCAUUUUGACCCGACUGACCUUUGGGCUUAAUGACCUUCAAGUGUUUAGUUCAUUAAUCAGGCUUAUUCAAAGCAGGUUAAGCUAAAGCGAAGCCUAGUCUCAGUGGGAUAACAUCCAGCUGACAUGAUGGGGAAACACAUGCAGUUUUAGAGGCCUCGGCCAGACAAACGUGGCAGUUCCAGCCUGGUCCGACCAGACCUGAGGUGAGACUGAAGCAGAAUCCCCACCAGGGCUAAAAAGAGAAAAAAGGUGUCUGGAAUUUUAAACAACUAAAAGUUGAUCUGUGUUCGAUUGGUCAUGCCAGUUGCAACAGAGGCAGAAGCAAAAAUGUCCCAGAAAAUCCCAUCUGUUCCACGCAGGACUUUUUAGGCCCAGGUUUGUGUCGGAGUGACGGUGAGGCCAGAUGAAGCCUGGCACUGCACUGUGGGGGCUUCACCAGCAGCAGCCCACCUCCACCUCCUGACCCGACUGCUGCACAGAGCCAAUUUACUCUCUGCUUUGGGGAAGAACAGGAAAUCUCUUCCCCUGCUGCAGAGACGACUGUAUUUCCUCACACUGCCCUGUGAAUUAUAGAGAACCCUGUUUCCAUUGAACAAACAUGUAAACCACCUAUGACUAUGUGCCCAGCAAAGCACAUCUGAGGUCAAUGUGAGUUCAUCUUGAGUUCAACGUCAGUCUGGACUCUGUUGCGAUACAGCACUCACUCCCCAAAGUUGUCGAGCUUUAGCUUGAUUGAAUUCAGGCCUCCAGGAGGCUCAUGCUACAUGAAGACUGGAAAUAUAACACUUCCUUUCUCCUUUUCUCUUUCUCUUCUGGCCAAAUAUAAGGAGAGGCUGAACCUGCUCAUAGAGUUCACUUUGUGGAUGCCUCACUUUGUGAAACGCACACUUUUUCUCUUUUUUUUUAAAGAUUUAAAAGAUGUGUUGUCUCGUUUUGUUACAGACUGUAACUGAAAGGUGCUACUGGGUUGUGUUUUUAGUGCAGAGUGACUCUGUUGUGAAACAUGACUUGUCUGUUUUUGGGUCGUAGCUCUGCUGGAGCUAUGCAGGAAGGGGGCGCUUGUGAUUUUGCUGAGAACAGUGUGAUCAAAUCUCGUUUUAUGAGAGCUCAAACGGUGUCACAGCAAAACGUGGAGUGACCUUGCAGCCAUGUUGUGCCCACAUUACACAUAAGGUCAUCAGUUUCUGGGACUCAAAUGCAAAAUGGUAGGCAGAUGUUCAUCUUGUUUCCUGCGAGCUGUCCUCAGUGGCUAAGUUCAGAGUGCACGACUGAAGGCGCACCGAAGCUGUUAGCAUCGAUCAGAGUGAUGUUUUGGUUUUAUUACACAGUGGUAGCCAUCGUAGCAAUCCCUAAUCAUGACUGCCUUCUGUCUGUUACAAAUGCAGUGUUUGUUUGUCAGAUUUUAUUUAAAAGAGCUUCUGUUUUUGUUGCUCAGACUCCAGCUAACCCGACCAUUCCUCACAUACAGUGACUGACAGAAACAGAGAAAUUAAUCUCCGACGUGCAGCAGCAGCUGUCUGUCGCACGUGAAGUCAGAUUGCUAGGAUGGCUGCAGCUGUAGGUACUUUGUCUGCUUGUUCCUCUUGUCUUCAGCGGGGAGAUUAUCCAUGUUUCUGACCGCAUUCAAACACGACUUAUUAACAGCAACCUUCCACACACAAACUGUGGGCGUUGGCUUCCCGCCUCCUAAACCACCAAACUGUAAGGGACUGAACACAGACUUCCAUGGAGGCGGUCCAGACAACCAAAUGUGCUCCGUUUCUGGUUUCAGUGUUGUAGUCUUUCAUUGGCCAUUCAGAGUUUCCUGGUUAAAUCACACAGCCAAUCGCAGCCUCUGGUCAAAGCCAAGCACUAUAUGACUCAUCACAAACCACUGACAGAGGAGCUCAUUCAGCACGUCUUCUGUCUGCACACUAGUAGGGUCCAUCAUGUUUGCAGACUGUAAAGGCUACUGUUGUGUAUAGUUACAAAGACGUUCUUUCAAAUGUUCUGAAGAUGUUGGGAAAUGGAUCCUGGAUUUUAAGGGGUGGGGUCAAUGCACAAUGAACAUAUCCCAUGUCACCGUUUGGUCUGAAUCCCUUUACCAUCCCCAUAUGAGAUAAUAUGUUGUAUCUUUCAAAAAUAUUUUAUCUGUGGCGUGUGUGUGUGUGUAUAUAUAUAUAUAUAUGGUUUGUUAUAUAUGAUGCUCCUCCUUUCAGAAAAAUAUAACAUGUAAACAGGAAAAACAUAUUGCUGUUUUUUUCCUUUGUAUUUUAUACUUACAGAAAGCAUUGAAUAAAAAUGGAUAAAUACUUGCACUUUAGAUAUAUUAAGAAAAAUAAAAAUCUGCAUAUUAUUUUUGAUAGGGAUCUCACAUUUAAAGAGUAUAAAUUACAGGCUUUGUGACUAUUGCUGGACAGAGAUGUAUUGAGUUCUACUUAUUGAAGUAUAUUUUGUCUGUGUGUCAGAAGGUUUACUAAAGUAAAUUGCAUGAUAAAGUAGUGCUACACCGAUAUUGUUCUUUUUUUUAGUUGGUAAAAAUGUCUGAAAACUGUGAUAACAAACCCUCUUGUAUCAUGUUUAACUUCUCACCCAUUCUAGAAUAUUUCUUACUGAAAUAUGGCCUUUCCUGACUACAUGACGAUGGUGCUUACUUUGGCUUUGACAUCAAGCUCAUCCUAGACAUCUCAACGACAUCAUCAUAACUCACGUCCUUACACUCCAUUACUUUCUGUUAUGUACUCUCACUACCUUAUUAAAUUUCCGUUGAUGGCAAAAAAAGACAAAAAAGGUGUGCUGUUUUGUACAUUGCUGUUUGUUUUAAUGUUGGGGGAGCCUUGUUGUCUGAAAAAUGACUAAUCGCGCAAUAAAAUGUCAUUCCACAUG